CGUGGAAAACAUAGCGGCGUGGGUCGGUGAGGAGAUGUCAACGCGGGGAUGCCUCUUCUUGGAGACAGUGUUGUAGUCGAGGGUACACACGAGUGCGCACGGUAUACCUACCUCUGUGACUUGGCACGUAGACAAGCGGAGCAGCUUCCCAGCCCAACAAGCAGUGGGACAUAUAUGGAUGGUGGGGUCGCAGCAUGCCCAGCCCCUCGACUACCACUACACCACAGGCUGGAGGGAGUAGCAGCGCCGGAGAAGGAGAGGGGCCCAUGUACGCCACCUCCACCUCUUCUGUCGGCUCCUCUUUCCGGUUCGUCCCGGCUUUCUGCCUGGGCGUGGUGGCAGCAGUAGUAUUUCAGCUGGCCUGGGGAGGCCUGACCCUCACCUCCUUCUUCCUGAAGCUCUUCAUCUAUGUGUCAUUCGCCCUGCUGUGUUUCCUGGCGGGGAGCUUCGUCCUGCUCGUCAGGAAGAGUCCUCUCAAAGUGAGCUGCUUCGCUAGAAACACAAGGCAAUCAGCUGCAUGGCUGGAGUUCUUCAACAAGCUCAUGGCUCGUUUUUUGGUUCCAAUUCAGGAAUCAAGUCAGAGCAGGAGGGUUGUGGUGUCACACAAUGUGGACAAAGCUCUAAAGGAAGUGUUCGACUAUGCCUACAGAGACUAUAUCCUGUCGUGGUACAUCCCUUUGAGCAGUGAUGAGGGCCAGUUGUACUCCAUGCUGUCAGAGGACUGGUGGCAGAUGAUCGGGCAGCUGAGAGCCAGGGUUGCGGAUAUAGACCUCGUCAAUGUGGUGUGUUAUGAUAGCAUCCGUAUCCUGCAUACACACUUCACUGACCUCAAGGCUGCAUCUGCAAGACCGGAGGAGUUUGCUCGGCCGUUUCCUCUCCAUCCCUGUUUGGUCAGUUCUGACUCGGAGUUGGCCUUCCUCCGCUGUGUAGCCAGAAUACUGCUACUCUGUCUGCUGCCACAAAAGGAUGCCAAGUCACACACACUACGCUGCUGCCUCACAGAAGUCAUCACUACUAAAGUGUUGAAGCCUUUGGUUGAGGUCCUUAGUGAUCCAGACUCCAUAAACAGGAUGUUGUUGUCUCAGCUUGAGCAGAGGGAGCAGCAGGCUGAGCAGCAGAAGAAAGCCUACACCUAUGCUGCCUCCUAUGAAGACUUCAUCAAACUAAUAUCAACUUCUGCUGAUGUCAAUUUCCUCAAACAACUCAGGUAUCAGAUAGUGGUAGAGAUUAUUCAUGCCACCACCAUCAGCAGCUUGCCUCAGCUCAAGAAGCAGAAAGAGCGAAAAGGUAAAGAAUCAGCAGCUAUGAAGGCUGAUCUGCUGAGGGCCAGAGAUAUGAAACGUUAUAUCAAUCAGCUGACUGUUGCUAAGAAACAAAGUGAGAAAAGGAUUCGGCUCCUUGGUGGACCCAACUAUGAAAACAAUGAGGAUGGAGGGGCUGAGGACAGCGACGAGCCUCAAAGUCAGAAGAUUCUGCAGUUUGAUGACAUCUUGUGUAAUCCAGGUUACAGGGAGCAUUUCAGGGUUUACAUGGAGAGAGUUGAUAAAAGAGCUUUGAUCAGCUUCUGGGAACUGGCGGAAACAUUGAAAACUGCCAACAAGAAUGAGGUUCCCCAAAUCGUUGGGGAGAUCUAUCAGAAGUUCUUUGUGGAGAGCAAAGACAUUCCAGUGGAAAAGUUUCUUCUGAAGGAGAUUCAACAGAGUCUGGUGGGGAACAGAGGAACACAAGUCUUUGUUAGACUACAGGAACAGGUUACUGAGACGAUGAGAGAACGUUACUACCCCUCCUUCCUGGUUUCUGACCUCUACGAACGGCUGAUCAAACGAGAUGAGCAGCACAGCCAAUCACAGUGUAGCACAGAGGAAAAGGAUGAAGUGUGCCAGGGUCUCGAUGGAGUGGAGGAAGUGGGUGAUGAAGGCAGUAAAGGAAUAAAUGAGCAGGCCAGCUAUGCUGCUACCAAACUCCGCCAACUGUACGACAAACUCGAGUACAAACGACAGGCGCUGGGCUCUAUCCAGAAUGCACCAAAGCCAGACAAGAAGAUUGCGAGCAAACUAAAGGAAGAGAUUGGAGCCAUGGAGAGGGAACACAGUGAACUCCAGCAACAUAUCAGCAGGACAGACUGGUGGUGUGAAAACCUGGGGCACUGGAGGGCGACUAUUACUACUGCUGAGGCCACAGAGGAGGGUGGUGAGACUGUAGCCUGUUACAGUGUCUGUGUCAGUCUGGAGGAAGGAGAGGAGACGGCCAACAGUCACUGGAGCGUCCACAGGAAACUCACUGAGUUCCAGAUGCUGCAUCGCAAACUCACUGAGUGUUUUCCAUCAUUGAAGAAACUCCAGUUACCAUCACUCAGCAAACUUCCUUUCAAAUCCAUCGACCAGAAAUUCCUAGACAAGAGCAGAACUCAACUCAAUGCCUUUCUCCAGCGUCUGCUGAUGGAUGAGCGAUUGUGCCAGUCAGAGGCUCUCUACGCGUUCCUCAGCCCGUCUCCAGAGCAUCUCAAGGUGAUGUCAAUUCAGAAGAAAUCGUCUUUCUCUCUGGCCUCCUUCCUGGAGAAGUUACCUGGAGACUUCUUCUCCCACCCUGAGGAGGAGAAUGACGAUGACAGCGAUCUGUCAGACUAUGGUGACGAGGUAGAUGGGAGGAGAGAUGCACUGGCUGAACCCUGCUUUAUGCUCAUUGCAGAAAUCUUUGAACUCAGAGGAAUGUUUAAGUGGGUGAGGAAGACUCUAAUUGCACUAGUCCAGGUGACAUUUGGACGAACUAUCAACAAACAGAUCCGGGACACAGUAAACUGGAUCUUCUGUGAACAGAUGUUGGUGUGUUACACCGGUGUGUUCAGGGACACCUUCUGGCCCAACGGGAAGUUGGCCCCACACGUCAGUGUCCGAACAGACUCUGAACGCAGUGAAACGAAAGAACGGGCUCAGCAGAAACUCCUUGACAAUAUCCCAGAGGCUUUGGUAAAUUUAGUUGGCCAGCAGAAUGCCCGUUACGGAAUCAUAAAGAUCUUCAACGCCCUGCAGGAAGCCAGUGCCAACAAGCACCUUCUCUAUGUGCUAAUGGAAAUGCUACUCAAAGAACUGUGUCCUGAACUCAGCGCAGAGGUGGACAGCAUCUGAACACACUCGUACACGUAACAAAAAGAAUUGGGAUGAAACUGCCGUUCUGCUGGUUCAUCUCGCCUUUCUGUAGCCGAGCAAUCACAAACUUUUGGUUUAAACCUCAGACAGAAAGCAGCCGAGUUAGUCAGAGUUGAGGCUCUGAGGCUGAUUCUGUUGGAGGAACGUUGCUGCGAUGAAAAGCUGGGCUGACAGCAGACUGAAAGGAGCUGAUGUUGGACUUUGUUGGAGUACAGAUAUACAUUUGUGAGUCUGAGCGGAGAGAAGCCACAUGGAGUCUGACUGUUUCCUGUUCAAACAACAGUCUAACUAGACAGAUCACAUCUGCACCAGAGACCACACACAUUUACACAAGAACAGAUAGUGUUUUGACAUUAUGUGACCCAUGUUUUAAAAGCACUAAAAGAUUGGAUCCGUACCAAAACAACAUGAAAUCUUACGUUCUGUGUAAAUUGUGACGAUCUGAAGAUUACAAGGUGGAAUGAUAUUUUGUGAAAGUAAAAAACGUGAUUGUUUCUAGAGGUGAUGACCUACAGACGCUGAUCAAACGCAACAAACAAACAGCUGAAGUUCAGAUUGUUGCCCUCUGAAGGCGAUCAGUUGGUGUCAUCACCCCAGGACCUCUGAACAUUCCUGCUACACACAACCUGAGCAACAACACUUGUGUUUUGUGAAUCUUGUUAAAGCUUAUAAUUGUGCAAUAUAAUGUCAUGUAAAAGUAAUUGUGAUGAUUUUAUUUAUGAUUAUUAUUGAUAGAUUUUAUUUUUACCAACGAUUGUUUAGAGAGCGUUUAUAUAAGCAAUAAAUUGCAAACAAAAAGAUGA
Messenger RNA from Pleuronectes platessa (European plaice), 3949 nucleotides. RefSeq names its product sorting nexin 25 (gene snx25). Bases 195 to 3125 code for a protein of 976 amino acids. The record is from RefSeq and is a predicted model, not a curated record. Lineage: Eukaryota; Metazoa; Chordata; Actinopteri; Pleuronectiformes; Pleuronectidae. The transcript is spliced from 21 exons. Gene Ontology annotation, molecular function: phosphatidylinositol binding. Gene Ontology annotation, cellular component: intracellular membrane-bounded organelle; early endosome membrane.